AUGGCAGCCGCCGACAGGACCAGAGGUGGUGCUUUGAUGGAGAGUCAGGCGGAGCAGGGCUUGAAACUCUUGAAGGCCACAGAGGCUUCCGGUGCGGAGUACGACGUCACUGCCGCGGAAGCAUACCGGAAAGAUGUUGAAGUCCAGAUCGCCAAGCUGGAGAUGGAGGCCACGCAGCUCACCGGCAAGGACAACAAGAAGGAGCGUUCCGCCAAGGGCAAAGAGGUGGCUGACCUGAAGAACGAGCACAAGUAUGUUGAUGCCUGCAAGAUCGUGAAGGGUUUAGAGCCGAAGUUUGGCUUCUUCAUCACGAAAGAAGCCGUGCGGCCGGAGAUCGAGGUCGCAGAGCCUGCCCCGGAA
This is a messenger RNA of Symbiodinium sp. CCMP2456, 360 nucleotides long. The record is from the annotation of a GenBank genome assembly. Lineage: Eukaryota; Dinophyceae; Suessiales; Symbiodiniaceae.